This is a messenger RNA of Phytophthora infestans T30-4, 890 nucleotides long. RefSeq lists its product as uncharacterized. The transcript has 3 exons. The record is from RefSeq and is a predicted model, not a curated record. Lineage: Eukaryota; Oomycota; Peronosporomycetes; Peronosporales; Peronosporaceae. Bases 1 to 843 code for a protein of 280 amino acids.
AUGCCUCUCGUCGUUGUGUGCGGGAUUCCCGCAACGGGCAAGACGACGGUGUGUACAGCGCUGGUCGACCAUCUACAGCGUCAUUUACCGGACCAAGAGGUCGUAUGCAUCUCGCCGGUCACUGUUAAUGUCGACAAGACGAGGGGUUACGCUGACAGUCGAGCGGAGAAGAACACUCGGAGUGCGCUGAAAGCUGCAGUAGAGAAGGUGGUGAACACUAAGACGAUCGUAGUACUGGACGCUCUCAACUACACGAAAGGAGAGCGCUACGAACUCUUCUGUAAGGCCAAAGCAGAGAGCACGACAUACUGUGUGGUAUACGUGGACACGCCAGUGGAAGUAGCGUUGCAGCGUAAUGCAGCGAGAGCUGAAGCCUUUGACCCCAAGUUGCUUCAAGAACUCGCAGCUCGCUUUGAGGUUCCCGUGGCCAAGAAUCGAUGGGAUAGUCCGUUAUUUCGCCUAACUCCGGACGACUUUACUGCGGAUGGAACUGGUAUACCGCUCGACGCUAUCACUGAUGCUAUUCAGUUCGGUAAAACCGUAAAAGCAGGUCUCGCUACGAAAGCUGCACCUGCAGCGGAGACGAGUUUCCUUCAAGCUUUGGAUGAAGUAACUAAUGCCAUAGUGGAGGUUUUAUUGACCCAUCAACGCGACGCUGGAGUAGCGAACGGCCUACGAGUGCCUCCAUACACUGUCCAAAACGAACUCCACCUCUCUCGUCCACUGUCUGUGGCUGAAGCUCGUCGUCAUCGUCGUCAGUACAUCAAGAUCACACGCAUAAAACCUUGCACAGUUGCUAAUAUUGGCGACCUUUUCGUUGAAUAUCUCAACCAGCAAGCGUAGACGCAACUGUAAACACUUCGUCUAUGUAAUGCAACUUCCUUGCAGUU